UCUGCGGAGCCUUUUCACCGGUUGGUGAGGCAGGACGCGUCCCGCUCUGUCGGACAUAUAAAGGAGGGUUCCGGCUGCUGGAGGCAUUCAUUCGUACACAAGUUUGAGACAACUCGAAUAUAAUGUCCGGAAGAGGAAAAACCGGGGGCAAAGCCAGAGCUAAGGCUAAAACCCGCUCCUCCAGAGCUGGACUCCAGUUCCCCGUGGGUCGUGUCCACAGGCUGCUGCGUAAAGGAAACUAUGCGGAGCGCGUCGGUGCCGGAGCUCCUGUCUACUUGGCGGCUGUUCUAGAGUAUCUGACCGCUGAGAUCCUGGAGUUGGCUGGAAACGCUGCCCGCGACAACAAGAAGACCAGGAUCAUCCCCCGCCACCUGCAGCUGGCUGUCCGCAACGACGAGGAGCUCAACAAGCUGCUGGGCGGAGUCACCAUCGCCCAGGGCGGCGUCCUGCCCAACAUCCAGGCGGUGCUGCUGCCCAAGAAGACGGAGAAACCCGCCGGCAAAGCAAAGUAGACCUGGAUCAGCUGUGAUCCACAAAAACGGCUCUUUUAAGAGCCACGCACACAACCUAAAGAACAAAGCCUUCAUUUAAGUACAGCGUAUUUAGAGAUGACACAUUCACUACUUGGAAGACUUAACGUUACAAGGCUUCACUUAAAUCUUUUUCUUUGCUUAUUGUUUUCUUUGCACUGCUUUGGGGACGCAUGAGUCUGGAAGAACAUGAAGCUAAACACAAUUACACGUCACCGACUCACUGCUCAAACUCACAGUUGUUAACGUCAGUAGUCAUUUUACACGCAGUAUGUAAAAGCUUACAAUCAAUACAUGAGCAUGUACGCCUACACCCAAAGACAGAAAACCUAAAAAUAAAUGAUCGGCUGUAUUUGGUUCUCAAACUACUUUGAUGAUAAUGUUAUAACUAAUAGUGAUCCAGGUGUAGCGCUAAACGUUACACAGAAUAAAAUUACAUGUCAGUUCUGAACUUCUCUCCACCUUAUUCUGUUCCAGAGCAGAUCACAUGUGUGCAUGUGCCUUGCCAGAGUGAGGCAAACCCAAAGCACCAGGAAGUAAAUGUAUACCAGUAUAACAAAGUUUAAAUAUGGUUGAUUUAUUCAAUAGUAAAAUUUAAUAAAACCACGUGAAUCAGAAGUUGUAAAAAUAUUGCAGGAUAAGAAACCUUCUGAAAGGAUAAGAGCUGGUUGAUUAGCACAGGGAGGCUCCCUGUCAGGGCCGUGGUAUCUUGGAGCUGCUACGUGAAAACAAAGCAGUGUCCCAUGAUCUACUGCGACAAGGAUGAAACCCAGCAACAUCUCCUAAUUGACUGCUAUCGAGCGCAGGAGGUCCGGUUUAGGCUGAAAGGCCUGGGUCCAGACUUUGAAAUAAGUUAUAACUCUGUUCUGUGUGGGAUACUGGAAAAGACAUGGACUCCACAAAAAGCUGAACCAUUCCAGGGGAUCAUCUCCAUGGUAACAACUCGACUUUGGUAAACAAGAUACAUUAUGGUUUUAAAACAGACAGUUAUUGAUAAUGACACUUCAAAAUCUAAGAAGACAUAGAACUGUGGACAAACGCAAAUCUCUCCAUGGCAUUUACUGGACAUGUGAAUAUGCUCUUUUUCUCUUGUUUUAGUCAAAUUCUUAUAAAGUCUGCAAAGUAAUUUAGAUAUCGUGGCAUCCUCACUGUUAAGCGCAUCAUAAUUAUAUUCUCAUGGUUGGUAUUUUUAUUAUUAAGAUGAUUGCUGGGAUUGAAGGUAAUACUAGUGCUAUUCAAAAUCCAUGGUAAUAAUAUCUUGUCUUUUAAUUGAAAAUGAUAGCUAUUAUGAUGUUGAUGAGUAUGUGAUAUUGUACUGAUAAUGAGCAUUUUUCUUUAUUGAAUUGUUUACUGUUGUUUGGAAAUUUUGUGUAUUAUUUCGUUAUUUCAAUAAAGUUGUAUAAAGCAAACCCAAAAGGACAAACAGACACAAAGUGUGCUACACACAUAACCAGAGGACAAAUACACACACAUGGGGGAGCCCCAGCACUAAGCAGGCUGCUACACAAGUAGUGAUACUGUAGCGGUCCAGGAGUAGACCCACCUACCCAGGAUUAUGGGUGUAACUGGGAUCAGGGUUACCAGUGUUUGUGUGUUUUGUUUUGUGUGUCAGUGCCCUGUGGCCUGUGUGGAGGAUAUGUGUGAGUGAUCUUAUGGUGCUGAGGUGCAUUUAAGUGUCAGUCGGCAUAGAUGUUUGAAAGUUGAGUCAUGUUAACUGAAUUCCUGUUGUAAUCAAACAAGGCCUUUGUCAUUCAGAUGGAGACACACUGCUGAAACUUAUGGUGUGUGAGUGUGGGAAUUGAAUUUAGUUAUAACUAUUAGUCAUAGUAUCAUACCAAUAAUAAAUAAAUAUAGUCAGUUCAUUUGCAUUGUCAGUGCAAGGAUUUAUUCAUGUCCAUUGUUGUAUAUUUUAGUUUGUUUUAAUACUAUUAUACAUCUUCUUUACAGAGUUUAACUGUUAACUGUGCAUCCAUGUCUAUUCCAGUGUCUUAUUAUCAAGCUGCAAGUCAUUUCUAAAUUCAGGACUUUCAGCAUGUUCCAGACUUCCUGGACCCUGUGACAGUCAAUUAGCAGACGCUGCUGAGACUCAUCUUCAUCACAAUGCAUCAUGGGACACUGACUAGUUGAUACAUUGUGGCUCCAUGAAAUCACAGUCCUGACUGGAAGUUCCUCUCACUCAUCAGCCAACGGUUUCUCCUGUUCUGAGCUCCUUAUUCUAAACUAUCCUCAGUUUUUACACCUUUGUACAGUGUUUGUAUUGAAUGAUAUCACCACAUCUAAAGUUUGUUAUUGUGUUAUAAAUCUCUGUGUUGAUAUUUGUUCACAUGUGUUACAAAUACACCUAUAAACGUGACGCACGUCAGCAGCUGAGGCUGAUUGGACCUUUAACCUGGGAAUAUAACCCCAUUGACCAAGGCCUGCUCAACCUGGAUCUGAGGCCAGACAUUAACUCAACUAUGGAGGACGUCAAACUCCACACAUGUGUUAACAAAUACAUUUAAUAAGGAGCACAAAUAAUAAAGACAAAACAUUAACUAAUAAUCACUGCAUGACAGGACAAAGCAGCUAACACGAAAGGCUAAAAGCUGAAUAAACAAACAGAAAUUACACACACAGGUGACAACAACAAUACAACAUCACAAACAGGCACAGACAAACCUUCGUCA
Molecule: messenger RNA, 3196 nt
Organism: Betta splendens (Siamese fighting fish)
Lineage: Eukaryota; Metazoa; Chordata; Actinopteri; Anabantiformes; Osphronemidae
Product: histone H2A-like
Exons: 1
Coding region: 123-512 (129 amino acids)
Cellular component (GO): nucleosome
Molecular function (GO): DNA binding; structural constituent of chromatin; protein heterodimerization activity
Source: RefSeq, a predicted model, not a curated record